Molecule: messenger RNA, 636 nt
Organism: Adineta ricciae
Lineage: Eukaryota; Metazoa; Rotifera; Eurotatoria; Adinetida; Adinetidae
Source: the annotation of a GenBank genome assembly
AUGUCGUUUACCAACCAUCUAUUUAAUGUUAAUAGCCUUCGUAAUCAAUACAUUGGCGUACGACAUGGUGAAUCCGAAGCGAACGUUGCUCAUCUUAUCAGCAGUCAUCCACCUGUAGGAACUAACAUCCAUGGACUUUCUCCGACUGGACAAAAACAAGUUGUGGAAAAUACAAAAUCGUUUCUUGAGAGCAGCUCACCUAAUGCUUCUUAUGUGAUUAUUUCAAGUGACUUUCGUCGUGCUCGUGAGACAGCCGAGAUUCUUGCAUCGACUCUUUCUUUAUCUAAUGGAAAUAAACCAAAUGUUCAGCUAGAUCCACGCUUACGUGAACGUUUCUUCGGUAUUUAUGAUGGCACAAGUGAUGAGAAUUAUGAGCUCAUUUGGAAAACUGAUGAAGAUAAUCCAGCGAAAAACAUUACUGAUCAAGUAGAACCUCCGGAGAGCGUUCGAGAACGAACAACAGCUUUAAUUAAGGAACUUGAAGAUAAAUACGAAAAUCAAACCAUUUUUCUCGUCAGCCACGGCGAUUCGUUACAAAUUUUACAAACCGCUUUUCAACGUCUUCCAAAUGCAAAUCAACAAAGACAUCUGAAACAUUUAGAAAGAGCUGAAUUUCGACGUUUAAUUUUGAAAUAA